Chelonus insularis is the source of this 5310-nucleotide messenger RNA. It is a transcript of the gene Als2, whose product is annotated as Amyotrophic lateral sclerosis 2. Gene Ontology annotation, molecular function: small GTPase binding; guanyl-nucleotide exchange factor activity. Gene Ontology annotation, cellular component: intracellular membrane-bounded organelle; cytoplasm. The record is from RefSeq and is a predicted model, not a curated record. NCBI's taxonomy places the organism in Eukaryota, Metazoa, Arthropoda, Insecta, Hymenoptera, Braconidae. Gene Ontology annotation, biological process: endosomal transport; regulation of GTPase activity. The coding region runs from base 609 to 5225 and encodes 1538 amino acids. The transcript has 13 exons.
UGUCACUGUAAUCGGUGAUAGUGAACAAUUAAUUAAAAAACUGACCUAUUUUUAGAAUUUUUCAAUAACGAUUAUUACACAAAUAAUAAUUUUAUUUAUAUAAAUUUUAAUAUUAAUUUUACUCAAAAUUCUGGCUUGGGAAUAAGUACAGCAACACCCUGUAUAUUAUUGGGUAUUUUUAGAUUAUAGAUGACACUGUGUCAAUACUGAAUGUUUCAAUAAUAUUGAUAUUGAGUAGCUCCAAAGUAGUUUAAUUUACCUAAUUAAUCAUCAUAAAGAAUGGCACGCUUUGAUCUGAUUUCACUAAGAUAAUAUAAUCUUUGAACAACUAUUUUAAUAAUGUAUAUAACAUAAUUCUACAUGAAAGCAAUUGUUUUUCUUAAAUCUCAACAAUGUAGAGAAUUGCUACGUGUUAUCAAUCAUGAUUAAACCAAGAGAACAAUGAAUAUAUUUUUUAUCAUCGACAACAUGAUAAAUAAAUUUUAAUGCAAUCUUUACUGAGUAUAUUGAAAAUUAUUUAUUGUUUCUAGUUAUUUUGUUUUAAAUAUAUACAAAAUAUAAACUGUUUACUUAUCAUUAUCUUUGGAUUAAUUCGCUUAUAAAAAGUUAUGGCUCAAUUGCACAUUUGGAAAGGUACUGAGAAAAUUAAUUUAACAUUUGCUGAUCAGCCUAACGGGAUAGUUAAAAAAUUAGUUCAUAUAAAUAACAAUAUUUUUGUGUCUACAACAACAUCGAAUAUUUAUUAUGGAGAAGUACAAGUUUUGGAAACUGGAACACUGUCCAUUAUUUUUAAAAGAAUUAAUUUCUGUGUCAUAGAUAUGGCCUCUAAUUCUCAAUAUUUAUUUAUUGUAAAUGAUAAAGGAUAUGUAUUGACACUGGAUCCUAAUACAUUCCAAGUAAUUGACACAAUUAUUCUUAAAGAAGAUAUUAAAUAUUGUUGUCAUGGAUAUAAACAAGAGAAUGAAAUCUUAAAAGUCAAAAAUAUAGCAGUCAGUGAUAUAGCAACACUGUUUAUUACUGAAAAUGGCCAAUUAUGGGCAAGUGGUGACCAGCCUCAAAUUGAUAUAAAAUCUCAAGUUGCUAAAAAAGUUGUAUUUUUUGAAGGAAGAUCAGUAUCUUCAAUAGCCUGUGGUACGAAUUUCAAUGCUGUUGUUGCUAGGAAAAUUCCAAAAAUAAUUAAAGAUGAUACAGAUAGUGAAAAUGACAUUGAUGAUAUAUUUGUAAGUACUUGUCCACAAUGUUUAAAUAAUUUUGCACUUAGCCCACAAAGUUUGACAUCAUCAGAUACAUGUCCUUUGGGUCUUCAUCCACAAACUUAUAAUGAAGAUUAUUCUGUUGCUUCGACAAGUCCCAUGUCAUUCACGAGUCGUGAUCAUUUAACAACCUCUGUUCCAGUUAAUAAUGACAAUCGAUCAUGUUUGAUUCCAAAUAAUACAAAAAAUACCCCUGGUACGAAUGAUGAUGAAAAAGAAAUAAAAAAAAAUCCAGUUUUUAUUAAUACUGAAGCAGCUCGACAAUUUUUAACCGAACAAUUCUCCUGGGUCUCUUAUUACGGGAAUGGUAAAGAAAGUAAUAGUGAAUAUAUGUCAAGCCCUACUGGUUUAAUUAAACAAAAUGUUUCCAAUAUGGCUAAUUUAGUAUAUGAAGGAGUCAAAACUAUGGGAGAUAAAGUAGCAACUUUAUCAAGACACGUUAGUGGAAGUUCAGAAACUAAUGAUGCUCGUGAUGACAUUACCGGCGAAUUUGAACUCCUUGAUGAAGAGAAAGGAAAACCAUCUGCUGGUAGUUUGGCUCAUAGCUUAAGAUGUGAAGAAUUUCCGUGGUCCUCGAGUACAGCAUCUCUAGAUCACGAUUUAUCUGUACAAGGAUUGUACGAAAGAAUUAAUUCACUUAUUGAUACUGGAAACAAUUUACUUGCAACUGAAUUAUGGACUUGGGGAGAUAUUAAGUUUGGACAAUUAGGUACUGGAGAUAUUAUUAUUAGACCUAAGCCGGUUUUAGUUACAAAAUUAAAUAAUACAGGAAUUAAAAAAGUAUGUUGUGGAGCUUAUCAUGCUUUAGCCUUAACUUUAGAUGGAAGAAUUUAUGCAUGGGGUAAAAAUGAUUUAAAUCAAAUAUCUCCAGAGGAGACAAUCGCUCAAAGUUCACCAAAAUUAUUGAUGGUUCCUGGAAUAAAUAAUCAACGAACAAGAAAUGCUGCUACCGGAACUUGUCAUAGUUUAAUUGUUAUAGAUAAUGAACUAUAUUUUAUUGGAAAAUCUACUUCUAUAGAUAAAAUUGUUAAGCUAAACAUAUCAAAUAAUUCACAGUAUUCAAUUAAAUAUAUAUCAAGCUCUGGGUCUUAUAGUUGUUGUUCAACAAUAAAUCAAGAACCUAGUAAAAUUUUGAAUGAUUUAAACCGGGAAGAAAUAUUGUUAGAAGAAAUGCUCACAGUUUAUCAAUUUUUAAUUAGACCAUUUCAAAAGAAAGCAGCUAGACAAGAUUCUAAUGCAUACGAUACUUUAUGCCAAUGUUAUAUAGAUUUAAUGAAUUUUAUUGCUUUAAAUGUUCUUAGUCUUUCUGAUUACUCUAAUUUUAUUGGUGAGCCAUAUGAAGUCAUUUUGAUUGCUAAUGUUGACGAAUUCGUUACUGUUUAUAAACAUUAUUUGAACACUGUUUGUGAUGUUAUAUCACUCGGAGGGUUUGGACAUAUAGUUAAAAUUUUUAAUGAUAAACUUCCACAAAUUCUAACACGAACCUUUUCUGAUAAAGUAAUUAUGCAGGAGCGAUUUAAAAAAGCAGGCAAUGAAGAAAUUGUUACAGCUGCACUUGAACAUCCUUUGCAGGAAUUAAAUCGAUACAAAAUAACAAUAACAAAUUUAAUUAAAUGUAAUGGGACAAACAUGGGUAUUGAGAGACUUCAAGAAGCUUUAAUCAAAUGGGAAAGAAUGUGUGAUGAACAACAAAAACGUCAAAACGAAGCAAAAAUCACCAAAAAAUUUUGGGAAAAUUCUGGAAAAUUAAUCGAAAUUUUAAGAUCACCAAAAAGACGACUGCUAAGAGAAUCUCGAACACGUCCAAUUUCGAUAUUGAAUUGUAGUCGUUUUACUUCACUACUUUCACACUGGUUUAUUUUAUUAACGGAUGUGUUUGUCCAUGUAAUUGGAAAUUCGCAUACGACACAUCCACUGGCAACUUUGUGGGUAGAACCUUUAGCAGAUUCAGAAAAUUUGUCUAAUGCAAUAUCUAUUACUACUCCAGAAGAAAAUUUGAUACUUUAUACAGCUACUGCAACUGAACGUAAUGAAUGGCUACAAGCUUUACAAAAUGCUGUUAAAUGUAGUCUUCAAAAAGUUGUUGGACACGGAUCCCCUAGGGAUCGAACAACUAGUUAUUUAUUUACUAAGCAUCCUACUUAUAAAGAUGCUAAAUAUAUUGGAAGAUGGUCAAAUGGUAAACCUCAUGGUUAUGGAAAAAUGGAAUGGAAUGAUGGAAAACUGUACACUGGUGAAUUCUAUAAAGGUGUUAUAGACGGUUUAGGAAAAAUGGAAAUUCCUACUCAAGGAAUUUAUGAAGGUCAAUGGAAAGAUGGAUUACAAAAUGGAUAUGGUUUAUUCAAAGAAAUAAAUGGGGAUGUUUACGAUGGAUACUUUAAAGAUGGAUUGCCUCAUGGUCAUGGUGUAAAAAAAGAAGGUCAUUUUAUGUCUUCUAUAGGGAGUGUUUAUGUAGGAGAAUGGAUUGCUGGCGUAAAGCAAGGAUACGGUGUUAUGAGUGAUAUUAUGACAGGUGAAAAAUACUUAGGUUUCUGGAGUAAUAAUUUAAAACACGGUAACGGAUUAAUUGUAACUCUUGAUGGGAUUUAUUAUGAAGGAACUUUUGUACAAGAUGCUUUUAUGGGUCAUGGUAUAAUGAUAUUUGAAGAUGGAACGCAUUAUGAAGGAGAAUUUAAAUCUGCUGGAGUUUUCGGUGGAAAAGGUAUUUUAACGUUUCGAAGUGGUGAUGUGUUAGAAGGGACUAUGAAUGGAGGUUGGAAUGAACCAGUUAAAGUAACAGCAAAUUUGCAAAUAAAUAAAACUGUUAAUAAUAUUGAAUUAAAUUCUAAACCACCAUCUUUCGGAAAAUUAUGUGUACAACCAAAUCAAAAAUGGAAAGCUCUAUUCCGUCAAUGUUAUCAGCAACUUGGAAUAAGUGAAUCUAAUAUUCAACAUUCUAAUAAAUCGAAUCCAAAUAAAAUAUUAGAAUCUCAAAAAUUAUGGGAAAAUGUUGCUAUUAUAAUCAAUAAAUCAUGUCAACGAACAGUACAUAAAGAGAAUUCACCAUCCAAAGUCCCUUUACCACGGGGAUCUGCAAACAAAACUUCCAAUGACUUGUUGAAUAAAAUUCUUCAGUUUGGACAAACUCAACUAUCAUAUUCCAGUUUCAAAGAAAUUCAUGAAUAUUUAAUAAACGCAUUUGAAAGCCAAUAUCAUCCACUGGGCAAUUUAUUAACACAAGUAUCAACAGUUUAUACAGCAACUUAUGGAGGAGUUAGAGUUCACCCGUUGUUAUUAAGUCAUGCAGUGGAAGAAUUUCGAAGUAUAACCAUGAGAAUAUAUGAAAUUGUUUCAUUUUUUUUUCCAGCAUUACCUGACAAUGAUAAAGAAUUAAUAUUAGAAUCUGAAAAUGGAGAAAAGAGGAAAGAAAUUUCUGCUAAAUCUCUAUUAUAUCCCAUCUUACUUUCUCGAGUACAUUCAGCUCUAUUUGUUCUCUAUGCACUUCACAAUAAAAAAGAGGAUGAUGCAUAUUGGGAAAGAUUAAUGAAAUGGAAUAAACAAUCUGAUUUUGCUUUAAUGACAUUUCUUGAUAUUGAUCAAAAAUUUUAUGAUGUCGCUAAUACUCUAAACAUGGCUUCAUUUGAAAAUGAUGAAAAAAAAUUUUUAACCGAAGCAAUAGAAACUUUACAACAAUUAAAAACCACCUUUUCGCCUUUAGAAAAAUUAAUAGUCAUACGUAAUACUUUUGAGCAAAUGACCAAGACAGUACAAAAAAAAUUGGGUGAAACAUAUUUAUGGACAAUGGACGAAUUAUUACCAGUAUUUACUUUUGUAGUAGCAAGAGCCGGUAUUUUGAAAUUGGGAAGUGAAAUUCAUUUUAUCGAUGAUUUCAUGGAAUCCAAUAUAAAAAAUGGGGAAUUAGAUGUUAUGUUCACUACCCUAAAGGCUUGUUUUCAUCAAAUCCUACAAGAAAAAGUUAAUAUUUUCGAUUGAUGCAAAUAAGAAUGUGAAUUACUUUAAUGUAUAUAAAAAAAUAAAAAUAUAAUAUGUAAUUAUUUAUAAAAAAAAAAAAAAAAAA